Molecule: messenger RNA, 2859 nt
Organism: Periconia digitata
Lineage: Eukaryota; Fungi; Ascomycota; Dothideomycetes; Pleosporales; Periconiaceae
Source: the annotation of a GenBank genome assembly
CCAAGUCUCUCAAUCUGUAACAGAGGCGAAUGGGUGGAUGCAACAUUUCCCCUCACUCACUCCCUCACUCACUUGGGAGCCACGGCGCUACCAAGUCAACACACACAGCGACAAGCCGUGGGCACAGCGACAACCACUGUUUUGAAGACCAAAGCAGUGAUUGAGUUGCGACGUCUUGGGCCUGUUGGCGGACGUGAUUGGCGCCUAGCGGCAAAUCAGUGCGAGGAUUGGGUUCACGUGCCGGCGCCCAUUGUUGCCUUCCGGUCUGCUCCGGCGCGUGGGGGGUGAAAACGGACUUGUACAUAAUCGAAUCGACGACUUUUUAUUAAGGAAACGCCUACGCCCGUUAGCAACUUAUGCGCAAGACAGCAAAGCCUGGUUGAUCAACAAGCAUCUGCUAACUCUGGAGUCGCAGCAAUUUUUUUUUUUACUUUCACUCUCUUCUCCUCCUGCCUGCUCCUUUUCUUUCCUUCUUCUCCCCCAACUCCUCUCCUCAACCUCCAUCUCUCGCUCCUCACCUGCUCUCGCCGUCUGUAUCCGAAAGAAACACCACCACCAACUAGACGAACCGAACCGAAACAUUCGGCGGGAAAACGAAUCAGCGCACAGCUAUCCCGGCUUACCCACUUCAUCAAUACCGUCAUAUAUACCUACCUACAUAGGUAUCGCAGUCGGGAAACCGAACAACUGCACGUUGAUCCAGACUCUGCCUUCCUUGGGCCCAACGGCCUUCGGUCCAUCGCCCUAUCUUGUCUGCUUUGGUCUGGUCGACCUCUCCCCACCAUCCCUAGCGCGCGACCCCCCAUUCACAUCCCUCCCGUAUUUCUGUUACUCCACCAAAUUACCCUCGCCGCCCUGCGACUUCGCACAUCACCCCACCCGCACGCCGCACAUUGAAAUACUGGGCUGCGGCUGCUCGAGGUCUGCCAUCACCGUCAAUUUUUGCCCCCCAAAGCCGAUUUCAUGGCCCCUUACUCGGGUUCCUCACACACUUUCCAGAAGCUCAAGCUCGAUACCGGCGCUCAGAAGCCCACCACCACCUCCACCUUUGCCUCGAUCCCCCGUUCAGACCCUCCCCAGAGCCAACAUGCCUCUGCCCCUGCAUCUUCGCAACUAACGUCUGACCUGGCCGAUUGCUCUCUGCGUACUCGUAGCCAUGGCAUCCCCAUCAAACGGCCCGGCCACCAACCCAGCCAUCACCAUCACCACCAUGCGCCGUACGACAGUCGCUCGGUGGUCAUUGGCAGCAGCAGCGAGGACGAUGACCUCGAGAUCCAGUUCACCCAGCGCCCCAAAGCGAUAAGCUUCAGUAAAGAAGUAACGCUCGAUAGCGGCAAUCGCCUGUCGCUCGAGGACCCUCUUCCCAAGCCCGAAUUCAAGCCGCGCUCGCGGCCCGAGUCGGAUGGAGACGACUACUCCGAUCAGGACUACCUGGAAAUGCACCAGCGCAAUCGAGCGCAGCAUCACAUCCCCGAAUCCAGGUACCCCCUGCUUCAAUCGACUGUCGAUGACCUCAACGAGGCCAAAGAGUUGGAUGAUCGCGUUGCUUCCCUGACCUCGGCCACCACCGCCUCUCCCACCGAAGUUCGCACACCCUUGGAGGCUCCUGCCGAGUAUACCCUGUCGCCUUUGCCCUCCACUUCGUCUCCCAUCGAAUUUCCUAUAUUUCCUGGUAAACGGUUUGGAUCACAGCGAUCGCGAAGCUAUCGGGAAUUUGGCGAGAAUGACGGAAGUCGAAGGGCAAGCCGCCGGUCCUCUGCUGCUCGAUCUGGUCGCUCCUUGUCAUCCAUGUCUCCUGCUGCCUCGUUCCUAUCUCGUUACAAGACGUCCGAUGCGCCUCUGAAGCCUCCGGAGCCAGAUGAGGAAGGCCAAGGUGUUGGCUAUCAUGGUGAAUACAUCAUCGGCAAGCAGAUCGGUUACGGCGGUUUCAGUGUCGUCAAGGAAGUUACCAGUAUCGAGGACGGAAAGCGGGUUGUCAACGCGGUCAAGAUUGUUCGCAGGCAGUUGCAGUACAAGUCGGAGCUGGAGAACGAAGAAAUCCAGACGCACUUCGAUCACGAGGUAGAGAUCUGGCGGUUUCUCCGACACCCUUAUAUUCUCCCUCUUCUUUGCGUGUACACAACCGACUUCGCUACAUACUGUAUCACUCGGCUGAACGAGGGGGGGACUUUGUUUGAUGAGGUCCGGACCCUACGGAGAUCGCAGAAGACUGGACUUCCUCAAGCGUUGGCUAAGCGGUACACAUACCAGCUCGCUUCUGCUAUGCGAUACCUGCACAACGAUGUGCAAAUCGUUCACCGCGAUAUCAAAUUGGAAAACUGUCUCGUGGAUAAGAGUGGCCCGACCGCGGAAGAAGAGGGCGGGAACGUUCUCCUCUGCGACUUUGGCAUGGCAGACUUCAUUGUGAGCGACCAGCGCGACGGGCCCGAUCCGCACUCGAUUGGAGAGAACCAGAACAUUGGUCCCGGUGGAACCAGCACGUCGAUCGCCGGCAGCCUGGAAUAUGCGGCGCCGGAGCUCUUCACCGUCUCCGGUUCGGUGUUCUCACCGGCUGCAGACGUAUGGGCGUUUGGAGUGGUGGUGUAUGCUCUCUUGACAGCGAAGCUACCGUUCAGCGAAGGGCUGGAGUCGAAGACGUCGAUGAAGAUCAGGAGUGGUGAAUAUGACGUGGAAAUCAUUCGAAGCUCGGAGGCAGUGCAAGGCGGCGGGGUGGAAGACGCAAUUGCGUUGGUCCAAGGGUGCUUGGACAUGGACGUCGAAAAGCGGUGGACAAUCCAUGACAUCCUUGAAUGCCGUUGGCUGCAGGGGUGCAUGCAGCAGUAUGAGCAUGUGCCUCGUGAGUGGCUGGCAGAGUCUUGA